GUCAAAAGUGCAUCGAGCGCAGCCAUGUUCACGACGUAUCGGCGCACAGGCACCAUCGUCAAGCAAAUGGCAGAGUUUGUUCAAGAGCAGACUGCAGACCUAGAAAACGACAGCCUGUGGUGGGAGUCCCGGAUCAAGGUGGUGCAGGAGUGGCUGCGUGCGAACCCCCUUCGAAUCGGCGUACCUGACGACGGCACAAUUGAGACGAUUACCCAGCAAAUAGCCCGAGGCGACCAGCACAGUCAUAUACGGGUCAAGGCAUGGAACCACAUAGUGGCGGAGCUUCAUGGCAUCCCUGGGGUGUGCACCAAGUUCACGGGCACAUUAGCAGCAACGUUAGCUGGCCCUGUGGAGGUAGAGCCAGGGGAUGACCAGCCCUGCAACAACGAAGGCGACGCGCUGGCGUCACAGGACUCUGACGAUCGACAACUCACUUUCAACGCAACGGAAGAAGUCUUAAGUCCAUUGAGGGGCAAGCUCCGAGCGACCAAAGGCAAGGCCCCCGUCGUUGAAAGUGUCACCGUCACCUCUAUCCUCAACCAGCAGGAAGAGCAGAAGCACCCCCACAUGCUUGAAAAGAAGUCCCUGUCUCAAAUGUCCAUGAUGGAUCGCCAGCAAGAAUGGCUGCGAAAAAAAGCUGAAAAGACAGCAGCCGAGAAACAACGACAGCAAGACGAGGCCGACAAGGAGCUGACGUUCCAGCCCACGCUCAAGAAGUCUACGAGAUCGUUGACCCAAACAGCAGUCCCCCAACCCUCGACGACGCCAGCACCUUUAGAACCCACUAAACAACCUCGAUCGAAAUCUGCCGACAGACAUCGCAAGCAGCCUGGGACUCAAAAAUUACCCCUCAAGACCACCUCGUCCCUUCUUGAUUCGGUCAAGGCGGAACUGUCUGCGUCGUCCGCCGCUACCCCCAUGCCGCCGACCAAAGCAACAAAACAAUCCGCGCCAUUAACAUGCCAUCCCACAACCGUCGAGGACUCCACCAAUGUUGACUUGAUUGCCAAGGCCCUGGAGAGUCUAGGCACGAUCAUCAAGGCAACAAAUGAGUCGCCGCCAGAGAAAGAGCCACCGUUCCAAUUCGACCCCAGGUCGAGCGAGACCAAAGCACGGUAUCAACUGCAAGACCCGGCGCAAUUCGACUUGACCAGCGUGUAUCGAAAGAAGGACAAGUACGCCAGACAUGAUGGCGUGUCGCUGCAAAUGGGCCGACGCGACGACACACGCGAAGAACAAAUCAUCGCCGUGUUGUUUGAUCGAGAGCAUUUUACGUCCGAAGCCGAAGCGGGCGAAUGGUUCGCAGACCACAAGCAGCGGCUGCUGUCGUACAUGUCGUGACGCCGGCACAACUCACCGGUCAGUUCAAGUGCACCAAGUUUUGCGCGACAUCUGAAGCCUGUAAUUUCUGCAAAAUAGAGACUUCUAGCAAGUGCGA
Messenger RNA from Aphanomyces astaci, 1438 nucleotides. RefSeq lists its product as hypothetical. The record is from RefSeq and is a predicted model, not a curated record. The transcript has 4 exons. Lineage: Eukaryota; Oomycota; Saprolegniomycetes; Saprolegniales; Verrucalvaceae. Bases 25 to 1341 code for a protein of 438 amino acids.